GCAGGGAAGGUCUCAAGCAAAUAGGCGACUAGGGAACUUUUUAUUAUUAUUAUUAUUAGCAAAUAAAAUAAAAUAAAAACAAACAACGUUCGGAUUUUUUUUUCUUUUUCAUAAGGCAGCAAACAUGAUGCGUCUGUUUUAACUUGGGGAAAGCCUGCUGGUCACAGAAUCAGGUGGUCUAAGCGUCCGGGGUCCUCACCAUCACAAUGAGCUGGACGGCGCUGUAUGCCCAGCUGGGCGGCGUGAACAAGCACUCCACCAGUUUGGGGAAGAUCUGGCUCUCGGUCCUCUUCAUCUUCCGCAUCACCAUCCUGGUGCUGGCCGCUGAGAGCGUAUGGGGAGAUGAGCAGUCAGACUUUACCUGCAACACUCAGCAGCCUGGCUGCAAGAAUGUCUGCUACGACCACUUCUUCCCUGUGUCGCACAUCCGCCUGUGGUGCCUGCAGCUUAUCUUUGUCUCCACGCCAGCCCUGCUGGUGGCCAUGCACGUCACCUACAGGAAGCGAGAGGACAAGAGGACCAUGCUGGCCUCCAACGGCGGCGAGAAGGCCACAGAGACCGACCUGGAGACACUGAAGAGGAGGCGUCUGCCCAUCACCGGCCCACUAUGGUGGACAUACACCUGCAGCCUGUUCUUCCGGCUCAUCUUUGAGGGCGGGUUCAUGUAUGCCCUCUACUUUGUCUAUGACGGCUUCCAGAUGCCCCGGCUGGUGAAGUGCGAGCAAUGGCCCUGUCCCAACAAGGUGGACUGCUUCAUCUCCAGGCCCACAGAAAAGACCAUUUUCACCAUCUUCAUGGUAUCUUCGUCAGCUAUCUGCAUGGUGCUGAACGUGGCUGAGCUGUGCUAUCUCAUCGGCAAGGCAUUACUGAGGUGCUCCAACAGGGUGUCUAAGAGGAAUGGAGCCUACACCCACCCUAACAGGGUGACCUCAGACAAUGUCCUGCUGCAGAAUGAGAAAAAUGAGUUGUUCCUGAUGUCGGCCCCGGAUUCAACCAGCAACAAGAGCAAAUGAGGUCACUAUACUGCUGUAGAGUUGGAUCCGAGUCCACAUCUUAACCCCAACCCUGCCAAAAAGGUUUUAGUUUUACUGUAGCCUGUGUCUACUGUUUUUAAUCAGACUGACAAGGUACGUCCCCUUGAAGGAUGUCCCCUUGAAAUUUUCCCUGACAGGAUGAGAAGGCUUGUAAAUCCUGUUUCUUAGACUAGGUGACACUUUAAAACAACAUCAAUUCAAAAGAUCACAUUAAAUUUGUCAGGGCAAUGUGGCAAGACUUCUUGAGCCUACGGGGAAUAACUUGAUGUGUUGCUGCCUGGUGAACGGUGCAUGGACGUGAUUGGCACCAGGGUUUAUACCUCCGAGUACAUGGAUGAAUACUGUCUGUUGUCCUGUUUUAGAGACUAUUGAGGAAUUUGUAGAAGCCCCGCACCGUUGUGAAUGAUAUAGUCACAUGAUUUAACUGGUAAAUUCCCCAUCAGUGUUUGUUACUGUAAGACCUUGUGUGUAGUCGACUUUUCAUAGAGCUGAUGAAACAUACUUGAUUCCUCCUACUUUAAUAGAUAAGCACCUUCCGAAUUUUUACAAAUAUCACCCUGACUCCCUUUAAGGUAGUAAAAUUAAUGAUUUUUUUAAUAGAAAAGAUUUGUUGACUUAAUUUAUUGAUAAUAUUUUAAAGUUGCUUGAACGUGCCACCGUCCGUCUCGGUGGACCAGAAGAAUGAGACGACAGUGACCCCUAGUGGGUGAAAGUGUCGCCUGCAACAGCACAGAACAAGUGAAGGGGGAAAUAGAAGUUAACAUAAAAAGGCCCUCAAGUGCCUUUUAUGAUUUCCGUCGUCUUGUUUACAAGAGUUGACGUUUUAGUGUGAUGGUUUAUGAAUACACAUACACGCACACUCAAUAGGUGAACAUCAUCUCCUGUAAACAAGUUAAAUGACUGAAACGAAUAAAUGAAGCAUGGAAACAUUUUGAAGUUAAAAGUGGCUUUCAGUGAAGUAUAUAUUAGGUGUACUACUGCCAAAAGUUACACAGACAAGACGGGAGUUUGAAGAGAAUGAGCCUGAUGUAUUAAACUGGGCGAAAUAUGAACUUAUUAGAGUUCAAAUUUUACAUUGUAUAUAGUUGCUGCUCCACGAUAACCUUGUAGACUCACUACUUAACAUCUUUUGUUUAGCUUGAUAUUAAAUGUUAAGCAACCCUCAAUCCUUCUGGCUACCAUUGGAAAAACACUUUUUUCUCUUUUUUUUCCCCCGCACGAGUUAUUUUAAUAUGCCGCAGCGAUUUAAUCAUCUCCAAUCUGGUUAAAUUGGAAAAGUGCGUGUUUACAAUUUGAAUUAAAGAAUGGGUCUGUUUAUUUUCAUACGUUUGUCUAUGGAUUUACUUUCCUCGUGUGUGUGUGUGUGUGUGUACCUACUGACCCCAGCUGGCUGUAUAGUGUCAGCUUUCAGCGCGCGUGCCUUAACUUAGACGCCAUGCUAAUCACUUGCAGCCCUCCCAAAUGUGAGUUACACCAGGGCUGAUCUUGAAGUGAACAUGUUAUUUGUCCUCCGUUCGUCCAGGAAUAGAGAAAUUGGACCGGUCACACCUCCGCAAUGUGCAGGAGUUAAUCGCCCUUAUGUGUAACGGCAUAACGGUGAUGUCGGUGUCGUGACGUGGACGGUAAAACUCUCAUCCGUGUUGUUUUUUGUUUCAUUCAUAAGAGCCGAGCCACACGUCAACAUGGAGCACGAUACCAAUACACACACAUCACAUAAAUCAGAGGAGUCAUCUGUAGCCUACAUGACUUUCAUCAUGCAAGUUAUAUGAAUGAGGUUUUAUGCCAAAUUGUGAUCAGCUUUGCAUCUAUUAGCUUGUUUUAUUAAUGUGGCAAGAGACAAUUCUUUUACUUCUUUUUUUUAAGAAUAAACAUUAAAACUCUGGUCCAGGAACUUGUUGCUGUCCAUGUUUUCACAGUUCAUAACAGUAACAGUAAUUGUUGGACCAUUUUCUAACCGUGAGAUUUAAUACUGAAUUGUGUUUAUUAUAGGCUAAAUUUAUUUUGUACUUUUUGUCUUACGUGUGCACUUUGACCCUAAU
Molecule: messenger RNA, 3073 nt
Organism: Lampris incognitus (smalleye Pacific opah)
Lineage: Eukaryota; Metazoa; Chordata; Actinopteri; Lampriformes; Lampridae
Gene: gjb8
Product: gap junction protein beta 8
Exons: 2
Coding region: 207-1013 (268 amino acids)
Biological process (GO): cell communication
Cellular component (GO): connexin complex
Source: RefSeq, a predicted model, not a curated record